Microtus ochrogaster (prairie vole) is the source of this 2529-nucleotide messenger RNA. It is a transcript of the gene Mpp1, whose product is annotated as MAGUK p55 scaffold protein 1. Gene Ontology annotation, molecular function: protein binding. The record is from RefSeq and is a predicted model, not a curated record. Lineage: Eukaryota; Metazoa; Chordata; Mammalia; Rodentia; Cricetidae.
GCGGGCCAGGGCGGGAAGUAGGCGGAGCGUAGGUACUGCUCCACCCAGUCCUUCUGGCUCUUAGCCUGCGGGGUUGGGGCUGGCGCAGCUCUAGUUCCUUUCCUCCUCUGCCGCCUGCGCUGCCUCCGCCGCCUCCGCCCGCCUCCGCCUCAGUCUCCCACGCCUCCGAAUAGGCCGCGGUUACCGGUUUGCGAUUCCCGGGCUUAAACUCUACAGCUCCAGUGUCCCGGUGUCGGUGCUCCUGCGAGAUGACGCUCAAGUCGAGCGAAGGCGAGGGUGGGAAUAGCAUGCGCACCGCGCUCUCGGACCUCUACCUGGAACACUUGCUACAGAAGCGCAACCGACCUGAGGCUGCAUUGAAUCAGUUGAAUGUUGCCACUGAGGACAUGUACACCAAUGGGUCUACUGUUCCAGGUAGCCCUGUCCAUUCUAAAGGGCAAGAGGCAAGGAAAGUACGUCUCAUACAGUUUGAGAAGAUCACAGAGGAGCCCAUGGGAAUUACUUUGAAGCUGAAUGAAAAACAGUCAUGUACUGUGGCCAGAAUUCUCCAUGGUGGCAUGAUUCAUAGACAAGGCUCUCUUCACGUGGGGGAUGAGAUCCUAGAAAUCAAUGGUACAAAUGUGACUAAUCAUUCAGUAGACCAGCUGCAGAAGGCAAUGAAGGAAACUAAAGGAAUGAUCUCAUUAAAAGUAAUUCCUAAUCAGCAGAGUCGUCUUCCUGCACUACAGAUGUUCAUGAGAGCACAGUUCGACUAUGAUCCCAAAAAGGACAAUCUUAUCCCUUGUAAGGAGGCAGGACUGAAGUUUAUUACUGGAGACAUUAUCCAGAUUAUCAACAAAGAUGACAGCAACUGGUGGCAGGGGCGGGUGGAAGGCUCUUCCAAGGAGUCUGCAGGAUUGAUCCCUUCUCCUGAGCUGCAGGAAUGGAGAGUGGCAAGUGUGGCUCAAUCUGCUCCAAAUGAAGCUCCAAGCUGCAGUCCCUUUGGGAAGAAGAAGAAGUAUAAAGACAAGUAUCUGGCUAAGCACAGUUCAAUUUUUGACCAGUUGGAUGUUGUUUCCUAUGAGGAAGUUGUCCGACUCCCUGCAUUCAAGAGGAAGACCCUGGUGCUGAUCGGAGCCAGUGGGGUAGGUCGCAGCCAUAUUAAGAAUGCUCUGCUCAGCCAGAAUCCAGAGAAGUUUGUAUACCCUGUCCCAUAUACAACACGGCCACCAAGGAAGAAUGAAGAAGAUGGAAAGGAAUAUCACUUCAUCUCAACAGAGGAAAUGACAAGGAACAUCUCUGCCAAUGAGUUCUUGGAGUUUGGCAGCUAUCAGGGCAACAUGUUUGGCACUAAAUUCGAAACAGUGCACCAGAUUCAUAAGCAGGACAAGAUUGCCAUCCUUGACAUUGAGCCCCAGACCCUGAAGAUUGUUCGGACAGCUGAGCUUUCACCUUUCAUUGUGUUCAUCGAACCUACUGAUCAGGGCACUCAGACUGAAGCCCUGCAGCAGCUGCAGAAGGACUCUGAGGCCAUCCGUAGUCAAUAUUCUCACUACUUUGACCUCUCUUUGGUGAAUAAUGGUGUUGAUGAAACUCUUAAGAAAUUGCAAGAAGCCUUUGACCAGGCUUGUAGUUCUCCACAGUGGGUACCUGUCUCCUGGGUUUACUAAGCUUACAGAAUUGGAGAACCUGUUCCAGCCUCUCCCCAGCAUUUGGAAUGCCACCCCUCGCUUAAAUCAAACAGGGCUGCUUCAUCUUCUAGCUAUCUGCAACUAUGCGAAGUAUAUCAGUAGGGCUUAAGUCUUCUCACUCAGGCUACUAAAGGGCUGAAGUUUAAUUUUCCUACUACCUAGAUUUCAAAAUGAUCUCUGGAAAUUGGCAGUGAGUACUAUCCAAUGCAACUGCUGCACAAACAAAGCAACCGUCCUCAUCCCUCUGAUGCCUGAGCUUCUUUUACUCUGGAUUAAGUAUACUCUGAAACUUUCUAAAAUGCCAAAAAUCUAAAGCUGCUCUAGAGAAACCCUCCAAAGCAAUAAAAAAAAUCUCUGCUAUGUUAAGAUGCUGGUGACCUUGUAACUACAUUUCAACGUCUGCACCACAAUCCCCUAAAAAGCCAGGUUUUAUCUUCUUAAACCUACCAGGCAAGAUACUUUUCUGGAUUUAACAUAGAGGUGAGGUUCUUUACAGCAAUGUCCUUGAAAAACCUGCCACUGCUACUACAGGUCUCUAAAGGCUGGUGGUUAUAGAGCAUAAAUUAUCUUCUCUAGUAGAAGCCACUGUGAGCACUUUUAAGCUUCCUAUUAAGUCAUACUAGAAUGAAUGAAAAUAUAUCUUACAGAAACAAAAGCUGAGGGCUAGGGGUGGGACAGACAUUUCAUACCAGCUUAGGCCCAGGUGCCACAAAUGUUUAAAACUUCUGCUGGUAUUCUUGGAUUUGAACACGUUUAAGCAAUUAUUUGUAACACACCCCCCUGUAGUGAUGAGGCAAGUAGGUCUGCUUUUCGUCCGGCCCGGCUAGCUUUACACACGAAAUAACAACACACUGAUGUA